AUGCUCCUCAACAUCUCGCAUGCCGCGCGCAGCAUGCCUGAGCCCUCCUCGCCCUCCUACAACCGCACACACACACGCACAGCACCAGCCGCUGACGAUGAACUGGACAAUCGUCACUCUCGUACAGCCACCAACGGCAAGGCUCCCCGUCGUAACUCGUGGCAUUUCAAAGACACGCCGCCGCCCAUGCCCGAGUGCUGGGGACACCGUGGCGCCUCCGGCGCGUUCCCUGAGAACACUCUCGCCUCCUUUGAGCGCGCUGUCGCCGAUGGCGCCGAAGGCAUCGAAAGCGGUUAG
Molecule: messenger RNA, 297 nt
Organism: Tilletiaria anomala UBC 951
Lineage: Eukaryota; Fungi; Basidiomycota; Exobasidiomycetes; Georgefischeriales; Tilletiariaceae
Exons: 3
Coding region: 1-297 (98 amino acids)
Biological process (GO): lipid metabolic process
Molecular function (GO): phosphoric diester hydrolase activity
Source: RefSeq, a predicted model, not a curated record